Molecule: messenger RNA, 2497 nt
Organism: Musa acuminata AAA Group (dessert banana)
Lineage: Eukaryota; Viridiplantae; Streptophyta; Magnoliopsida; Zingiberales; Musaceae
Product: nucleobase-ascorbate transporter 6-like
Exons: 14
Coding region: 706-2310 (534 amino acids)
Biological process (GO): transmembrane transport
Cellular component (GO): membrane
Molecular function (GO): transmembrane transporter activity
Source: RefSeq, a predicted model, not a curated record
GUUGAACUGAAACAGUUAAAGAGCUUGCAACCUUUCCUCUCUCUUACAUUUAACAUUAAAUAUCCACCCUGCAAAGGACGGCCUUUCCUCUCUGUCUAGAGUGGCAUGCUUUCCUUCCUUCCUGCCCAAGCCAGCUUGAUAUGUAUCAGGAACAAGAAAACUCACAUUUACUGUUGAAUCAAGAAAAAUUGGUUGCAAGAAUCAAAAGGUCAGAGAGAGAAAAAGAUUUGCACAAGAUUCCAGACGUCACAGUAGCGAGAGAGAGAGAGAGAGAGAGAGAGAGGGGGGGAAAGAUUUUAAAUUUAUACAUGGGAAAUGCUUUGGUGGAGAGAGAGAGAGAGACAGUGUCUGCAGGGACAGUUUGGUGUGUAUGGGAUGGCUGCUUUAUUAGACCUCUGUGGAGGCUCCCAUUUACUCAUUUUGCUCUUCUUGUGGCUUGGUGGGUGGGGAGAGUUGCACACUACUGUUGGGGAAGGCUACUACUCUACUGGGUCUUAGCCACUGUCUUCCUGGUUUCCUGAUCUUGAUUGCAGUUCGGACUUUGAUGCUGUAGACCUUGAUAUCUUAAAAGUCUUUAGGUGGGCUUCUUGAUCCUUCUUAGUAGGGAGUGGAGUCGGAGGAGUGUGAGUUACAGCUGAUUGAGGCUUCUCGGGUGCUGGCUUGGAUCUUUUUCUAGGAGUGGGUUCUUGAGGAGGAAGAGAGUAGAUGGCAGGAGGUGGAGGAGCGGCGCCUGCGCCGAAGCCGGACGAGUUGCAGCCGCACCCGGUGAAGGAUCAGUUGCCCAAUGUUUCCUACUGUAUCACCAGCCCUCCUCCCUGGCCUGAAGCCAUACUCCUUGGUUUCCAACAUUUUCUGGUUAUGCUAGGCACGACUGUUAUCAUUCCCACUGCACUUGUUCCUCAAAUGGGUGGAGGAAAUGAUGAGAAAGCCAGGGUAGUCCAGACAUUGCUCUUUGUGGCUGGCAUCAACACUCUUUUCCAGACUUUGUUUGGCACACGCUUGCCGGCAGUGAUAGGCGGUUCUUAUACGUUUGUUGUGCCAACCAUCUCUAUCAUCUUGGCUGGUCGUUACAGUGAUAUUGUGGAUCCUCAUGAGAAAUUUUUGCGUAUAAUGCGUGGAACCCAGGGUGCCCUAAUUGUUGCUUCAACCCUUCAGAUUAUUAUCGGUUUCAGUGGUCUUUGGCGAAAUGUAACUAGAUUCUUAAGUCCACUGGCGGCGGUUCCUCUGGUUGCACUUGCUGGAUUUGGGCUUUAUGAGCUUGGUUUUCCUGGGGUUGCCAAAUGCAUUGAAAUUGGGCUUCCACAGAUAAUUCUUUUGGUCAUUUUCUCACAGUACAUCCCUCAUGCCCUACGUUCAGAGAAGCCUGUGUUUGAUCGAUUUGCUGUCAUAUUUUCGGUUACAAUUGUGUGGCUUUAUGCAUACUUUCUUACGGUGGGAGGAGCAUACAAACAUUCCCCACCAAAGACACAAUUACAUUGCCGUACAGAUCGGUCAGGGCUUGUUGGUGGCUCUCCCUGGAUACGAGUUCCAUAUCCUUUUCAAUGGGGUGCACCAACGUUUGAUGCUGGUGAAGCUUUUGCAAUGAUGGCUGCUUCAUUUGUUUCUCUUGUUGAGUCUACUGGUACUUUCAUUGCGGUAACAAGAUAUGCUAGUGCAACACCAUUGCCUCCAUCAGUUCUUAGUCGUGGGAUUGGUUGGCAGGGAAUUGGUAUCUUGUUGGAUGGACUAUUUGGAACUGUUAAUGGGUCAUCAGUAUCAGUUGAAAAUGCUGGUUUACUAGCUUUGACACGUGUUGGCAGCCGAAGGGUUGUGCAAAUAUCUGCAGGAUUCAUGAUUUUCUUUUCUAUUCUUGGAAAAUUUGGAGCAGUUUUUGCAUCGAUUCCUGCACCGAUUUUUGCAGCUCUAUAUUGUCUUUUCUUCGCAUACGUCGGUGCUGCAGGCCUUAGUUUUCUGCAGUUCUGCAAUCUUAAUAGCUUCCGAACUAAGUUCAUACUAGGUCUAUCUGUUUUCAUGGGCCUGUCGGUUCCCCAGUACUUCAAUGAGUACACUUCUGUUGCUGGUUACGGUCCGGUUCAUACCAAAGCAAGAUGGUUCAAUGAUAUCAUUAACGUAAUAUUCUCUUCAAAGCCAUUUGUUGCUGGAUUAGUGGCAUUUUUCUUGGACAACACCCUGCAUAGGCACAACGAAGCUACAAGAAAGGACAGAGGUUAUCAUUGGUGGAAAAAGUUCCGAAGCUUCAAGGCAGACAUGAGAAGCGAGGAAUUCUACUCAUUGCCGUUUAACCUCAAUAAAUUUUUCCCAUCUGUAUGAGCUUCCAGGCUAGUUGUUAUUCAAAAUGUCACGUCCUAUCAAUUUAGAGAGUUCUCAUGGCGGUCGUACUAUAUUUCAUUUUGCUUCUUGUCUUGUGGAAAAAUCUUGUCGUAUAAACGAAUCUAAAUGUUUUUUCCUUUAGCAAUUUUCUUUCGGUAUAUCUAUCACAACUUUGGAAUUGUUUAUU